This is a messenger RNA of Scatophagus argus, 1695 nucleotides long. RefSeq names its product translocon-associated protein subunit alpha-like. NCBI's taxonomy places the organism in Eukaryota, Metazoa, Chordata, Actinopteri, Scatophagidae. The transcript is spliced from 9 exons. The record is from RefSeq and is a predicted model, not a curated record. The coding region runs from base 88 to 951 and encodes 287 amino acids. Gene Ontology annotation, cellular component: endoplasmic reticulum membrane; endoplasmic reticulum.
CCUCUUAUCCCGCCCCCUGCUCCGCCGCUGUCCUCUCCUCUCCUGAACGCUGAUGUGUUACUAACUCCAGCCUGCAACUCUGACAAAAUGUUCAAUUUCGGAACAAAAUUGCUGCUGCUUUUCCUCCUGGCCUUCCCUUGUGGCUUGAUAUCCAUCGGCCACGUCUCCGCAGACUCCGACUCUGCUGAGGACAUUGCUGAGGACCAAGAUGCUGCAGUGGAUGAGGAGGAAGACGAUGAAGAAGAGGUGCUUGUUGAGGAAGAUCAGAUGCAACCCUCGGAGGGAGACGAAGACGACACCGAGGAAGCGGCUGAUAAGCUGUUAACGUCUCAUCCUGAUGCCGACACGACCAUCGUCUUCAUGACGGGAGAAGAGUUUCCUGCCAAUGAAAUUGUGAGGUUCCUGGUGGGUUUCACCAACAAGGGAAGUCAGGAUUUCACCGUCCAGUCCUUGGAGGCCUCCUUCCGUUACCCCCAAGACUUCCAGUUUUACAUUCAGAAUUUCACAGCUUUGCCUCUGAACAGUGUAGUGCAGCCUCAGGCUCAGGCCUCCUUCGAGUACUCCUUCAUCCCAGCUCAGCCCAUGGCAGGUCGUCCGUUCGGCCUCGUUAUCCUUCUCAACUAUCUCGAUGCUGAGGGCAGCAUGUUCCAGACUGCCAUUUACAACCAGACUGUCACCAUCACUGAGCCAGAAGAAGGACUGGAUGGAGAAACAAUGUUCAUGUACAUCUUCCUGGUUGGACUGGUGGUCCUGAUGCUCUUUGGGAUGUACCAGGUCCUGGAGACGAGGACGAAAAAGAGAAUGCCAGUGAAAAUAGAGAAGGGCACCGGCGGGAUGAGCGAUGUGGACAUCAGCUGGAUCCCUCAGGAGACUCUCAAUGUCAUGAACAAGGCUUCCCCUAAAUCAUCUCCAAGGAAACGAGCCAACAGGGCAGCUGGAGCAGAUCAAUAAAGCAGUUCAUCCAUCCAUCAUCAUACUUUUACAAACAACAACAACGAACGGACAUUGCAUUUAAAAUGUUUGCAAGGAUCUCGGUCUGUUGGUGUCUUGACCAGAAAGCAUCCUGGACUCUGCUGCUCUGUUCAGAGCCUGACCUUUCAGACAACAGCAGGACUGAACCACAGUUCAUUUUUAAAGGGACUUUUUUUUUUUUAUCAGUAUGUAUGUGUGUGAACGGUGAUAAAAGCUAAACCAAGAAGUCAUUACAUUUUUUUUUUUAUGGAAAAAAAGAAGGAUUGUGGCAUGAACUGCCACCCAAGAGAAAGCUGAACACAUCAACUCCCUUCCUGACUCAAAACUGUGAAGUCAUACUUGUAUUUUAUUUGGGAUUUGUUAUCAUUAUUAGGACAAAAUUCAUUUUAUGACUUCAAACCUUUCGUAUUUGAUCUGCUGAGUUGACUCCCCCUCCUCCAUCACGUAAACAUCAUUGUGCCUUAUCUGUGCCCUGCCAAGAUUUAAUGUUAGGAACCUGAUUCCCCAAUGCCUUUAAUAUCAAGUCACAUGUGACCUGAGGUUUGUAAAGGUUUAAACUUUUUCUUUUCAGUGGAGCAGCUGCCAUUACAACAAAUAUUAAAACAGUGUUCUGGAGGUUUCUGCAGGUUAUUUUACCUGUUUGUUUGAUGUUUGUUUGUUUUCAUCUUAUUGUAAAAGGCGCAGUGGAGCGUUUUCAAAAGCAAUAAAAUGGUGAACAAAGUG